UUGGCCGUUGAUCACAUUAUAUCAGAUCUAAAGCGAGACGAAAACAUGACUUGGCGUAUGUUUGUACUAUCCUUAUUGCUAGCCUUAGUAUUUCGACAUGUAUUCAUUGUCAUGAAGUCACUGGGAUUUCACAAGACUGUAUACAACCAUCGACCCGGAGAAUGUACACUCGUACCAGGGAUAAGUAAUGGAUCAGAAGAUUUGGAGCUUCUUUCAGACGGUCUGGUCCUGAUUUCAUCUGGGUACCCAACCUUAAAGAAUCGCGUCGCAUCCUCACCCAGAGGUCAUAUCUAUGCAUUUGACCUAAACGAUGAUGACGUCAAGGUCAAAAGGUUAAAGAUCACAGGGAACUAUGACCCCGAUGACUUUCGCCCCCAUGGAAUCAGCUCGUUCGAAGAUCUGGAUACAGGAAGAACGUUUGUGCUCAUUGUAAACCAUCUUGUAAAUGAUGGCGUCAUCGAUGUUAUUGAGAUCUUUGAGCUUCAUCGUCAGUCAAUGACAUUGAAAUUUAUUAGAACAGUCAAUGACCAUCUCAUGAAAAGUAUAAAUGACGUCGUCGCGGUAAGCAAGGACACAUUCUAUUUUACCAACGAUGGACGAAGUUUGAGUCCAGGUAUCCGGCUUAUAGAACAACUCUUACGAUUUAGAACCGGUGGAAUAUUCUAUUGUGACGUUACAUCAUGUGAUCAGGUCGGUGAGCCACUGCUAGAACCGAAUGGAAUCCAGCUAUCACGUGAUCAACGGUAUGUGAUUGUCUCACAGCCAUUCGAGGAACGAAUUCAGAUCUAUGAGAGAGAGGAUUGGAGACUAAAAACAAACAAGCCCAUACAGAGCAUCCACGUUGGGACCGCACCAGAUAACGUGUUUGUAGAUGAUGAAGGUGAUCUGUGGUUAGGAUGUCAUCCUGUAGGCUUUAGAACUCUCUUACAUAUGGAAGACACCAAACACAUAGCACCGUCACAGGUUAUACGAAUCAAGUUUAACCAGUCAGAUGAGCCCUACCAAAGUUUUGACCUUGAGGAGAUUUAUAGUGAAGAUGGUCUGAACAUCUCGAUGUCUUCUUCAGCUGUUUACUACAACAAUCGUCUGCUUGUUGGUACAGUAAGGACAGGGCUACUCCACUGUAUGGUUAAAGCCAUAUAGUUAACUGGUCGCGUUCAUACUUGUUCACUGUGUGAUUAAAAAAACGGUUAGAAUUAUUCAUACUACUAAUAAUAAUAUAG
Molecule: messenger RNA, 1223 nt
Organism: Strongylocentrotus purpuratus (purple sea urchin)
Lineage: Eukaryota; Metazoa; Echinodermata; Echinoidea; Camarodonta; Strongylocentrotidae
Product: serum paraoxonase/arylesterase 1
Exons: 9
Coding region: 46-1143 (365 amino acids)
Molecular function (GO): arylesterase activity
Source: RefSeq, a predicted model, not a curated record